AUCAGAUCUCCACAAUCUCUCAAAAUCUGUGGCAAUAAAAUUGAUUCUGAAGUACACUUGGCCAGGGGCUUCAAACUAGCUCCUAUCCUGGGGAGAUUAUCUUUUCAAUAGCACUAGCUAUAUCUGGCCUCACCCUCUUUGUGCUUCUGAUUGGCCACAUAUAGGUAUACAGCAUACUUCAAAUUAUUGAACUUAACAUUACAUGAAAGUAAGACCUCUGGGUGGGAGUCUUGUUACUCAGUUUGUCAGGAUCAUGCUGGACUGCUGGAGUAUCCAUAGACUUGUAUUCAUCUGGGUCAAAUAUGCUGGAUACUUGAAUAGUUGAAUUAACCAAUGUUAAUUUUCAUGCUUAUCAACAACAUCAAUAUCUGAGUGAUUAAAUGGAAUUGAAUGUUGCAAUUGUAUGUAUGGUGUGUGAGUAGGAUUAAAAUAUUAAAUGAUAUUAAAUGGUGUUGUAAUGGAGUAGCUAGCCCCUCAAUAGUCAUUUAGUUACUAUCUAUUUGUAAGGGUAGCUGGAGGUGGCGUAUGAUUUACUAUGUUACACAGAGUAAAGCUGACUUGCCACUUGUCUUUUUUCUCUGGCCAAAGCAUGUACUGUUGAAGAUCAAUGCUCUUAUUGCCAUUGGUAAAUCUGGUUCUAAUUUGGCAGUGCUUUUGAUGCAUGCCAUCUCUCACUCUGUUAUUGAACCUUCCUAAUUUGAUUUUGUUGUAUGACAAUGAUACAGAUGAGUGUUGUCACCGAUUCUCCCGUGCAUUCAUCCAGCAGUGAUGAUUUCAUUGCAUAUCUCGAUGCUGCACUAGAUGCAAACUCACCCGACUCAUCUACAGAUAAACAACCUCAAAACCAAGAUGAGUUUGAGAGUCUAAGGUCUUCUUUAUUACCUUUUCCCUACUUUUAUAUGCGUUUUGGUAUGAGUUAAGAAGCUGUUGCCAAUUGUGAUUUCACAAAUUACAAAUAUGUUGAAUUUUAUGUGAUGUGACAUGUUCAUGUAUCAUAUUGUGAUUCAUUAGAGUUUAGGGCCUGUUCAGUAGAUAUGAUAGAAUAGAAAAUGAUAGAACAUGAGAGAAUAUGAGUGUUGGAUAGGAACAUAAUAAGAGAAGAGUAGGAUAAACUCUUAUCUUAUUUAACAUUUAAUGCAAACUGAAAUAUCAGAUCAUGAUUCCUUAAAGCCUUAGAGGACUAAACAUUCUUUUGAUAAAGAGUAUUAUGGUGCUUAAAUAAAUGGUUUUAUUGAAAAUUUGGUUUUUGGUAGUGUGAAACAGUGUUCAAUUGGAUCCAUAUAGCUAGUUGGACAUAUCUCGGUUCUCUUUGUUUUUGUAGGAAACCAUGGUGAUUCAAACUUCAGACUUUGAUUAUAGUUUUGGUAGUUGCUUGUUAGCUGCAUUUAAUUUGAUUUUCUUUUAUCCUGGAUCAUUACCAAGAUUUGACAAGUUUUUAGGAUUGGUUUGUUUCUAAAAUCAGAGAAGAUCAUAAUGAGAGGUUUUAAUUACAUUUAGGCCAUUGCUUAUAUUAUAGAUAAAGGCAUCCUUCUUUUGCUGUCAACGAUGUUAUUGCGUGUAUGUUACUAUUAGUUAUGCCUUUUUUUUAAUUAUUCACAUUAAGCGUGCUUUAUCUGUGCUUUGGUUUAAAUUUCUCCAAUGUUGCAUACUUGCAUGAAAACUUAUUUUUACUGGUGGUCUGUGGAAUUGUGAACCAAUUUGCCUAAACCUGAGGGAGAGACUGAUAUUUUUGGGUUCAUGCUUUUGGUGCAUUUAUGUUGCAGAUGUCAUUCUGAAAGAUGAUGCUAUGAUUUUUUUCUUGCUUCAUGGUUUUGGUCAGAUUUCACUAUGUUGUACUUUAAUUUAUGAAUUAAUGCAGAAUUAAAAGACGUAAAUUAGAAAGCGUCGAGGAAAGCGAGGGGACUACUUCAAAAGGAAUCAAUGAACAAAAUUUAGUUGUUGCAGAGGCAUCCAUGGAGGCAGAUCUAUGUACGCAUCCUGGCUCAUUUGGAAAUAUGUGUAUACGUUGUGGGCAAAAGUUGGAUGGGGAAUCUGGUGUGACAUUUGGGUACAUACAUAAGGGACUGAGACUUCAUGAUGAGGAAAUUUCAAGAUUGCGUGAUACAGACAUGAAGAGUUUGUUAUGUCGUAAAAAGCUCUACUUGGUUCUUGACCUAGAUCACACACUGCUAAAUUCCACUCACCUUGCUCAUUUGAGUUCAGAAGAGUUGGAUUUACUAAACCAGACAGAUUCCCUAGGAGAUGUCUCCAAAGGUAGCCUUUUCAAAUUGGAGCAUAUGCAUAUGAUGACCAAAUUGAGGCCCUUUGUCCAUCAAUUUCUGAAAGAAGCGAGUGAAAUGUUUGAGAUGUACAUAUAUACCAUGGGUGACCGGCCUUAUGCACUAGAAAUGGCUAAGCUACUUGAUCCUCAGGGAGAAUACUUCAAUGCUAAGGUUAUUUCUCGAGAUGAUGGGACUCAAAAGCAUCAGAAGGGUCUCGAUGUUGUAUUAGGGCAGGAAAGUGCUGUCCUAAUUCUUGAUGAUACCGAACACGCAUGGAUGAAGCAUAAAGAUAAUCUUAUACUGAUGGAAAGAUACCAUUUUUUUGCUUCAAGUUGUCGCCAGUUUGGUUUCAAUUGCAAAUCCCUUGCCGAACUGAAGAGUGAUGAAAAUGAAACUGAUGGAGCACUUGCAAAAAUUCUCAAAGUGCUCGAGCGAGUCCAUUGCACAUUCUUUGAUAAACUUCAAGUAGACCUUGUUGAUCGAGAUGUGAGGCAGGUUUUGUCGUCACUUAGAAGUGAAGUUUUAAGCGGAUGCGUGAUCGUUUUCAGCCGUAUUUUUCAUGGUGCAUUGCCAUCUUUGCGCAAGAUGGCAGAGCAGAUGGGAGCCACUUGUUUGACAGAAAUUGAUCCCUCUGUGACACAUAUAGUUGCCACUGAUGCUGGAACUGAGAAGUCCAGGUGGGCAGUGAAAGAGAAGAAGUUUCUGGUUCAUCCCCGGUGGAUAGAGGCUGCAAAUUAUUUUUGGCAAAAGCAGCCUGAGGAGAACUUCAUUCUUAAAAAAAAAUAGUCACGUUUUGUUGUAGUAUCAAACACUUUGCUCCAUGUUCAUAGCUUGUUUACACGUUAUAGUGGCCCAAGGCUUUGAAAGGAUAUUUCAUGCCUAACUGACUAUCUUCUGAUUGUGAGCAAUCAUCACACAUUUUGAGUAGAAGAAAAAAACCGAUAUUUAAGUAGAAAUGUAUGCCAAGACAUCUUGAAUGGGAUUAUUGCCCAUGAACAACGAUAUACUAGGUGUACCAGAUUGUAGGGUUAGUAAUGAAGUAAAUUUGUCAUAGUUCUUAUUUAGAAAUAUGAAAGCAUUAGCCAAGUCAAAGAUAGUUUGAUUUUGUGCUUCCACUGCCAGAAUGUAACAUUUAUUGGAAGCCAAAAGCUGGAUGAACUAUGCCAUGACAAUCUAUGUAUAUUUUGUUUUUCAUUGUUGGUAUCGGUAUCUCAUUUU
Molecule: messenger RNA, 3479 nt
Organism: Abrus precatorius (Indian licorice)
Lineage: Eukaryota; Viridiplantae; Streptophyta; Magnoliopsida; Fabales; Fabaceae
Product: RNA polymerase II C-terminal domain phosphatase-like 4
Exons: 8
Coding region: 1953-3047 (364 amino acids)
Cellular component (GO): nucleus
Molecular function (GO): RNA polymerase II CTD heptapeptide repeat phosphatase activity
Source: RefSeq, a predicted model, not a curated record